AUGAUUAUUAUGAAAUAUUCUGGUAAUGUUUUUACUAUAUUUCGAACAUAUUUCGGUUUAAAUCAACGUUUAAAUAAUAUUCUUUUGGAUAAACGUUUACAUUUAUUAACUGAUUCCUUACACAUCAAUGUAUGUCAUACAAAUUUAGAUAAUUCUCAUAUAUUUCAAGAAGUAUCUAUGAAGAAUUCGAUCACAGAAGAACAACUUCAUUUAUGUUUUCAAUCAUUGGUUGCUUUUUAUAUAAAUGAACAAUAUAUUCAAUUGGGAAAAGACUUUGAAUUAAAUACAGAAAAUAUUGAAACUAUACGUAAAUCUUUUACUAAUGAACAACUUUUGAAUGUUAACAAUGAAUUAAAAAAUUUAUUCAAUGAUUUAUCACAUCAUGUUCUUCAUAAAAGUGAUCUAAAACGAAUUGAAUGGCUUAUAUUUCAAAGAGGUGCUUGUCUUGAAUGUAAUGAUUAUCAUUUCGAAUAUUUUAAUCUUGCGAAAGCAUUAAAUAAAUUCUUAUUUGCUCAUACUGAUAAUACUCGAGCCAUCACUCGACAAUAUGCUCAUUCUAUUGUUGAACUAUUCAAGUUACUCAUUCUUUGCAAUCCUAAUCUAUUAAAAAAUCGUGAUGAUAUAGGUUGUGGUGGUUGUCAAGUCUAUUGUUUGUUAUUCAGUGUUAUUUAUCAAUUCGAAUGUAUUAAUUAUAGAUUAUCAAAUUAUCUCGAUUGUGUUUCUGUUAAUAUGAAUUGUUAUCGAUCUGUGAUAGAUCUAUCACUUUUUAUUAUACAAUGUCAAAAACAAAUAUUUUGUGACGAUGAUUGGUGUGAUGGAGCUAUUUUUGAGAUCUUAUCCAUGUUGACUAAUUCCAAGAAUUCUAUUAUUGAUGAUCAACUAUUUAUUCAGAUUAGUCGAUUGGAGAUAUUAAAAAUUCUAUUUAACGAACAUGUUUUACAAGUAUCUCAAUGGGAUGAAUCUUUAAUUUACACUAUGAAACGAACUCUAAGAAAUUUAAUUAAAAAAAAUCGUCUCGAUCUAAUCUUACUCAUUUGUGAUCAUUAUCAAUAUAUACAAAAUAUAUUGAAUAAUUUAGAUGAAAAUCGACAAGUUAUAAAUAUUAUGACAGGAGAUCAUUUAGGAAGAGAAAUUUUUCAGAUUCUCAUAGAGAAAAAUAUUUUUCAUAUUUGGUUUAUUGAGAAACAUUUAAUAUUUAUUCUAUUAGAAAAGAAAGAACGUAAAUUAAUAGAAAAAUUAUUAACCUUAUCACCAUCUCUUAUCAAUCAAUUUGAUAAUGAUGGAAAUGAUCCUUUACUUCAUAUCUCUCUCAAAGUUAAUGGUUGUCGACAUCGAAUUAUUCAAUUUCUCAUUCAAAUAGGAUCUAAUUUACAACGACAAAACUCGAAAGGACAAGAUUUUAUUCAAAUUAUACAAUUAGAUAAAAAUAGAAAAUUAUUCAAACAUUUAAUUCAACAAAAAUUAAUAAAAACUAAUUAUACAUUCGGAAAGAUGCAAGUUACACUUGUCGAAUAUGAGCAUUCGGUGAUUUAA
Messenger RNA from Adineta steineri, 1533 nucleotides. The record is from the annotation of a GenBank genome assembly. NCBI's taxonomy places the organism in Eukaryota, Metazoa, Rotifera, Eurotatoria, Adinetida, Adinetidae.